Messenger RNA from Nyctereutes procyonoides (raccoon dog), 817 nucleotides. It is a transcript of the gene CDRT4, whose product is annotated as CMT1A duplicated region transcript 4. Bases 1 to 699 code for a protein of 232 amino acids. The transcript is spliced from 3 exons. NCBI's taxonomy places the organism in Eukaryota, Metazoa, Chordata, Mammalia, Carnivora, Canidae. The record is from RefSeq and is a predicted model, not a curated record.
AUGACGAGGAAACCAAAUAUUGAUGAUGGGGUUAUGAUGGUACAACAGAAGCCGGUGUGCCAGAAACUGAGGUUGUCAGUGGCUGAGAAGAGAGGCUGGCAACAACCAGGUCACUCUGUGGUAUCCCUGGCUAACAAGUGUAUUUUCCCCAAGGUAUUUUGGACCUUUGGUAUGAAGAACUCUUUAGUGAUGGAGGUGAUUGAUGCAAGAAAGAUGAAGACAGAGAAAGAUAGGGCUUGGGGCCUUAGCAAAAACAUUGGGCUUCCCCUGAAUAUGCUUGAAAAACACAGCCCUUGGCCAGCCUAUGUCACCUAUAUGUCUCCAAUGGUGAAAAGACUCAUUGAGAAAAGCAAAGCUAGAGACCUGGAAUGCAAGCAAGCACUUGAGGAAAGCCAACGGACAUCCAGGCAGAGCAAGCCUUCCAGCAUCACACACCUGAAAAGGAGAAAGUCAUCUAAGUCCUCUGGAAAUGUGGUGUUGAAGGACACGAGGUCAGAAGCCAUGUUAUCGAUGUGGAGCUCGUACUCUGUACCGACUGUGGGUCCUACUGUUAUCCCGGAGCCAAUGCGCCUUCAUACGGAUUCCAGAGAAAAUCCCACUGCAAACUAUAAUAAGAUCAUCUUCCCUCGAAAACCUAUGAUGAGGAUGCUUCCGUACAGCUCCCUUCUAGCCAGCAAGGAAAAACAUUCAAAUAUUUAGCAGGGAGUCCCUGCUGUCAUCCCCCCAAGAUUGUACAGCAAUUAAGCUCCAUUUGCCACAAAUUUCACUAUGUCCUUUAAAUGUGAACUUAUCUCUGCUUGUGCACAAGUUGGCUGAG